This is a messenger RNA of Cyprinus carpio (common carp), 1972 nucleotides long. RefSeq names its product phosphoglucomutase-1. The record is from RefSeq and is a predicted model, not a curated record. NCBI's taxonomy places the organism in Eukaryota, Metazoa, Chordata, Actinopteri, Cypriniformes, Cyprinidae. Gene Ontology annotation, molecular function: magnesium ion binding; phosphoglucomutase activity. Gene Ontology annotation, cellular component: cytosol. Gene Ontology annotation, biological process: carbohydrate metabolic process.
UGGGGAACUCAACGCACAUCCCGCUGGGCACCCGGAUAGUGACAGACACUGACCGCUGCUGCAACAUGGUGAAAAUUACGGUUAUUAAGACCAAACCUUACACCGAUCAAAAACCCGGAACAAGCGGUUUGAGAAAGAGGGUGACCGUGUUCCAGCAGAACCAGCAUUAUGCAGAGAAUUUUAUCCAGAGUAUCAUUUCCACCAUUGACCCUGCUCAGAGGCAGGAGGGCACCCUGGUAGUGGGAGGAGAUGGACGGUUCUUCAUGAAAGACGCCAUUCAGCUGAUCGUCCAGAUUGCUGCAGCUAAUGGGAUUGGCAGGCUGGUCAUUGGUCAGAAUGGGAUCAUGUCAACACCUGCUGUUUCCUGUGUGAUCCGAAAAAUCAAAGCCAUCGGGGGGAUCAUCCUGACAGCCAGUCACAAUCCUGGUGGCCCCAGUGGAGACUUCGGCAUAAAGUUCAACAUAUCUAGUGGAGGUCCUGCACCAGAGGGCAUCACAGACAAAAUCUUUCAGAUCAGCAAGAGCCUCCAGGAAUAUCACAUCUGCCCUGAGCUCAAGGUGGACCUCUCAGCCACUGGCAAGCAGAUCUUUGAGGUUGACACGUUCAAGCCCUUUACUGUUGAAAUUGUGGACUCAGUGGAAUCCUAUGCAGAGAUGCUAAGAGAUAUCUUUGAUUUUGCUGCUCUGAAAGAAUUGCUCUCAGGACCCAAUCAUAUCAAUGUACGGCUCGAUGCAAUGCAUGGAGUGAUGGGUCCUUAUGUAAGAAAGAUUGUAUGUGAAGAACUUGGUUCACCUGCUAACUCUGCUGUUAACUGCGUCCCCUCUGAGGACUUUGGGGGACACCAUCCUGACCCUAACUUAACAUAUGCUGCUGACCUGGUCAGUGCUAUGAAGGGAGGUGAAUAUGACUUUGGAGCAGCGUUUGAUGGUGAUGGUGAUCGUAACAUGGUUCUGGGUAAGCAUGGAUUCUUUGUAAACCCCUCAGACUCUGUGGCAGUCAUCGGUGCGAACAUUACAUCCAUCCCUUAUUUCCAGAAGACUGGCGUGAAGGGUCUGGCUCGCAGUAUGCCCACCAGUGGGGCUUUGGACAAUGUUGCCAAAGCUUUGAAGAUGCCGCUUUUUGAGACUCCCACAGGCUGGAAAUUCUUUGGAAACUUGAUGGAUGCUGGCAAGUUAUCCCUCUGUGGUGAAGAAAGCUUUGGUACUGGUUCUGAUCACAUCCAGGAGAAAGAUGGUCUGUGGGCAGUUCUCGCAUGGCUCUCAAUCCUGGCCACUCGCAAGCAGAGCGUAGAGGAUAUCAUGAAAGACCAUUGGCAGAAGUUUGGACGGAACUUCUUCACAAGGUAUGACUAUGAAGAGGUGGACUCUGAUGCUGCGAAUAAGAUGAUUGAUCACUUACAGACAACUAUGUCUGAUAAAGCCUUUCUAGGGCAGAAGUUCUCCUCAGGGGAUAAAACGUAUCAAGUGGAGAAGGCUGAUAACUUUGAGUACACAGACCCUGUUGAUGGCAGUGUUUCAAAAGGACAGGGUUUGAGGAUCAUCUUCUCUGAUGGCUCACGUAUUAUCUUCCGUCUCAGCGGGACAGGCAGUGCCGGGGCAACCAUCAGGCUUUACAUUGACAGCUAUGAGAAAGACCCCCAGAAAAUUUAUCAGGACCCACAGGUCAUGCUGGCUCCUCUGGUGGACAUUGCCUUGAGGAUCUCUCAGCUUCAGGAAAUGACGGGCCGCACUGCUCCAACUGUGAUCACAUAAUUACCCUAGAGCCCAUAUUCACCUGAUCCAGCCCAGACUAGCCCUCACUGUAUGCAGCAAUGCCUUACUGCAUCAUUAUUACCAUCAGUUUCAUACCCCAGUAACUGUGUCUUCAAUGUGCCCUCAAGAAAGUGUCACAUUUUUAGUGUUCCACAUGCACAAUCAAAGAUCUAUAUCCAUUAUAAAAAGAGAGAGUAUGAAAUAAAGUCUAUUAAAUUAAA